CCACCAUUGACCUUACGCCACGUUCAAUUCGUCACAUUAGGCAGAUGCGAACCCUCGAAGUCUACGAUCAUGUUGCUCUCAAGCAGAACACACGAUUGCACGGGGCAAUCACCCGUACGAAUGGCGAGCCGGACACACCUCGUCUAGAAAAUAGGUUGAAUCUCGCACACACUACCAUCCCUUCUAAAGUGUCGGAUGAGUUUCUCGCAACCGGCGUGCCACCAGCUGGUUAUGUUUAUGUCAAAUGGGCUGAAGAGACAGAUGGUUGCUCGCUCGUGGACGAGAAUGAUCUGACCCUUCUGAGCCGCGCCUUUCAAGUUGGCGACGUUGUGAGGCAGGACGGCAGUUGCAUGACUGGAAAGGUCAUCGAUGUCGACGAAACUUACACGCUCGCACCACUCGCCUGCGACAGGGAAGUCGCCAAACUACUCUCCGUCGAACAAUUGUUCCCAUCGUGCUCACCUGCAUGCGCCUCGCACCCUCCACUACGGUUCUCCCAUCCGAACCCGCACGCUCUCAUUUAUAACGUCCCGUCCCGAGAAAUCAAAGUAGCACAAGAUGUGGUUAGAGGUGAUUACCUGACAAGUGACAAGUGGAUAGGAUUGGUUUCGGAUGUUGGAUACAAUGUGGUCAUUGCACUUGAAAACAAGUCAGUCGUGGUGGUCACAGGACUUGGCGGCAUCUGUCUCCCACUUGAAGAUAACGGGAUACCGCUGUUCAAUAUGUUUAUCCGUGGGGAUGCUACGCGAAAGGAGCUGCCGGAUUUUGCCAAUACCGAAAACACAUAUGGGGUUCCUGUGGAAGUAUUACGCCCCGGCGAUCACGUCGUUAUCAAUCAUGGUCCACUGAGAGAAGGAAGAUGGAUUCGUGGCUCAUACGACCCCAAGUGCCGUAGACUUGGAGUGGUGCUAGAUGUUCGCGCUCGAGAAGUUACUACGAUGUGGUUAGUCAACAAUCGGCGCGACAAAUCAAACGCAAGUACAAAACCGAGAUGCGAACAAUCCAUUUACGAAAACAUUGACACCUUUCAAGACCAGGCCCAAUUAACCCUUAACAAGUAUGUAUCUGUCUAUGAUUCUGCCAAAAUGCCAAGCAAGACAGCAACAAUAACAACGACAUUGCAUUCGAGAACAAUAUCAGGAUAUCCGAAAGACACGCAAAGCGUCCUCCUGGGACUAUACAUUGCAGUGGGUACUCACGUUAGAUUCCGAGAUCCCACGGGGGCGGCCGUCAAGUAUCAGGGGAGUGAACAGAACUCUCACGGCCGUUUAACGAGGGUGGUAUCUGUCGACUACCCUGAUUGGGACUUCAACGAAUUCAUAGUCGUCGAUAUGAAACAAAAGGCAACUGUACUCUGGCAAGAUGGCUCGACAACAACCUCUGACUCAAUGGACUUGCACGAUCAUGACCUCUUCGAACCCGAACUACAGCCUACGAAUAUUGUCGUUAUGCGCGAGGGAAUGCUUCAAAGACCCACAGCAUCAUCUUCCGCCGUCAGCUUUGAAACGUCAGAGUUCAAUGAGAUGGCAUUGUUUGAACGUCCACACGACUUGAUGCCGCAGAAAGUGGGUGUCAUUCAGACCAUCGACCCGCGCGAGAGAGUGGCCUCGAUCCGCUGGUAUCGGAAACCGAAGAUCGAGCUCUUGUCGUCGGGGCGGAAUUUGAGCCAUGCCUCCCACUUUGGGCCCAUCGGUGACACAGUAUCGGAUGUCUCUUUGUACGAGAUUCUACCAUUUCCUUUCUUUAAUUGUCUACCAAGGGACAUGUGCGUCCUUGCGGACUUGGUAAAAGUCACCAGGGGCCAGCAAGCUUACGAGACUGGCGAAAGCGUUGACAUAUCACUACCAACGAAUUCGACUUCACCCAGACCUGGAAUAGAGAGGGCAGUAGAUAGAGAGCUCUCCCCUAUCAGUAUAGCGCCGUGGAGAAUGCCAAAGGCUCGUACUGAACCGAAUGGUGCAGGGCCACGGGACUGGGUAGGCCAGGUGGUUGCAACUGGACUUGAUGGCUCUCUGACUGUGCGACUGGGGGCAGCUCAACAUUGUCGUGAUGUCCGCAUGGAUCUUGAUGGACUCUUAGCAUGCAUUCCUGGUGACCGACGCGACAUGGAAUCAGUUGAUGGCGAUUUGCUGGAUGUGGAUAAUUUUGACGUGGACAUCGAGAUCUCGGACGACUCGUCCGAUGACUACUCUGAUGCCGACGUGGAAAUGGGAGAGGUUGAUGAUUUACUACUAGACUUGACACCGGAGGAGGCUGAUCUGAUUCAUAAAUCACAUGCCCCAAUCUUGACCACAGUGCCACCUGAGCCAGCAGAGGCCCCAGCAGAGGCCCCUUUAUCGACCACGAUGCCACCCGGGCCACCUCCGCAAUUCCUCAUACUCGACCAAGAGCCUCCAGCAGACCAGUUUGGGCUCCAAUCAGUUUCCUCAUCUAUCGGUGCACUGAAACGGAUUGCCAAAGAACAUAAAAUUCUCGCGUCCUCGUUGCCCAAAGGGCAAAUCUAUGUUCGAACCUAUGAAAGGCGACUUGAUCUCUUCCGAUGCCUCAUGGUUGGACCUCGAGAUACGCCUUAUGAGAAUGCUCCUUUUCUGAUAGACUUGCAACUACCGGAACGAUUUCCAGAGCAACCGCCGACGGCGCAUUUUCAUAGCUGGACGAGCGGAAUGGGUCGAAUCAAUCCCAACCUCUACGAAGAAGGCAAGAUCUGUCUGAGUCUGCUGGGUACUUGGUCGGGACAGCACAAGACUGAAUCAUGGAAUCCCAUGGCUACAAUCCUGCAGAUUUUGGUGUCUUUGCAAGGCCUCGUCUUUGUGAAGAACCCCUUCUACAAUGAAGCCGGUUUCGAAGGUUACGAAGACGACGAGAGAUACAUUCACGAGGCAGAGCAGUACAAUGAAAAGGCGUUUGUCAUGGCCCGAAGAUUCACCAAGAACGCGCUGGUGCGUCCGCCGAGGGCGAUGACAGAUGUCCUGGCGUGGUUGUAUUUGCCUCACCACCCAGACAAGCCAGGUGAGAGUCUGCUCGGCACAAUCAUCAGCCAAGGCAAGCUUUUGAUUGAAAGGUCCGAGUCUGCGAGGGCUAGGAAUGAUGAGAGCUUGUUGGAUUCUCAGGGAGAAAAAGAUGAUAUGACCAAGGUGUUUCUACGACCGCUGAGUCGUGGUGGAAUUGUCAUGUUGAAAAGAACCAUAGAAGAGUUGCAGACGGAGUUGAACAGGUUGACGAUGGUGGAAAGUUGCGACCGCGAUGGAGGAGGAGGGGGAGCAUGAAGACUGAAUACACCACCGGAUGGAUCGAAUAUCUGGUUGGUUUGACGGUCUGUUAUGACUAUAACAAAUUUGAUCCGAACUUGGAAUGAUGAUUAGGAUGUGACGAAGGAUAUGAAUGGGAUGCACAUGAGUCAUGAUCAUUUGAUACCCUAACUACUGAUUGAGUAGUAUGAUGGAUGGGAUGGGAUAUACUGGUACGGAGUUGAGGGUCAUAAAAUUGAACUUUGAUAUUUACACGGUGUGUAAGAAUUGUACGGAUUAAAGGAUGGAUAUGGUAGAUACAGUACUCGGUAUCUUGGUU
This is a messenger RNA of Exophiala oligosperma, 3567 nucleotides long. RefSeq lists its product as uncharacterized. The transcript has a single exon. The coding region runs from base 45 to 3266 and encodes 1073 amino acids. The record is from RefSeq and is a predicted model, not a curated record. NCBI's taxonomy places the organism in Eukaryota, Fungi, Ascomycota, Eurotiomycetes, Chaetothyriales, Herpotrichiellaceae.